Messenger RNA from Aspergillus caelatus, 342 nucleotides. RefSeq lists its product as uncharacterized. The record is from RefSeq and is a predicted model, not a curated record. Lineage: Eukaryota; Fungi; Ascomycota; Eurotiomycetes; Eurotiales; Aspergillaceae. The transcript has a single exon. The coding region runs from base 1 to 342 and encodes 113 amino acids.
AUGUCUACCACGAUGCCGCUUGUUUUUUCGAAUGAAGUGAAGCAUUACUUGCCAGAGGAAUGGUACGAGCAUAUUCUCAAUACAAACCAAGACUACGAAUCUCUUCGUGUCGUCAGUCUAACCCGAGUCAAAAAUCUUGACUCAGCUUGGGGCCAUGAAUACAUACAAUUUAUCGUUGAGGAUGAAUUGUCAAAUAAACAAGCGCGUGUUUACGCGGAGUGUGGAGUACCAAAGAGUAGCAUCGACGUCAUUACCACGAGUGUCAAUCCAAUCACCUUUGGCCGUGACUCGGUGGAUGGAGUGACAAUUGGCUUUGAUAAAAAGGGCGAAAAGGGCCGAUAG